Messenger RNA from Cuscuta europaea, 775 nucleotides. NCBI's taxonomy places the organism in Eukaryota, Viridiplantae, Streptophyta, Magnoliopsida, Solanales, Convolvulaceae. The record is from the annotation of a GenBank genome assembly.
CUCGAACUAAUGUAUACAUAUAUACGUAUUUAUAUACAAAUUUACGACCCUUCGUUUUAGCCAAAACAAAGCCGUAAAAAUACUUUAGAAACCUUCCCCUUCAAGAGAGGAAUCCAACGGUGAAAGAAUCGUGGAAAACGAUCGUGAAACGACGCAGAACAAGCUCGUCGGAGUGUUCGCUGGGCUGGUUUCACGACGGGAAACGGAGAGGGGGGAAACAAAGCUGCCAUCGCCACCAACUGUCGUCUGACGAUCUGUGUUCAUCUCCGAACCACCGUACAUCGUUAAGGACUUCGAAGAAAACGGAGACCGCUGCGUGCCGCUCUAGGACGAAGACGUUCUGCUCUCCAUUAACGCUCAUGCACGACUUGCUGCUCCAUGUUUGCUGCUCCAGGCUGAAGUGGCACCGUGGAAGCAAAUUAAGGACUAUUACCUUCUUUAUUCAGGUGACAGAGAAAUGAAAUGAAAAAAGGAUGCAUCUGAGGAAGAAAACAUUGGUGUUGGUACCUCUACUAAGGAAGCAUAUUUUCAAGCUUCCAAGACACCCAAACAACAUUGCUUCUUUGGCAUUCAACCAUGAUGGUUUGCUUUUAGCAGUUGCAUCAAGUUACACUUACCAAGAAGCUAAGGAAAGGUUUAUGAGGGCACCAAAAGAGAUUAGAUUUUUUAAAGUGAUGAAGAAUUCGAAGUUCGGGAUGCGUUGGUCAUAUAAGUGUGUGAUGAUUUAUUAUAAACUUUUAGUGCUGAUAAACUUACAAAAGGCAAUAACUUGUAU